AGGAUUGGCUCCGCCAGUUAGUUAAAGUUGUCAGCAAAAGUUGAAGACUGGGUGGAUUUCUCACGUCGUGAAUAUAAACCUGUUUGAUUUCAGCUCUUCGUCGUUGUAGGAUAACCGAUGUCAGAUGUCCGUCUCCAUGUCUAGUCUGGAGAGCCCCCCGCGGUCCUCCGUGUUUACCUUUGAGUCCUCAGUGCACAGCUGCCAUGUGCUGCGUUGCCUGGACGACCAGCGGAGGCGUGACCUGCUGUGUGACAUCACAGUGGUGGUGGGAGGGAGGAGCUUCAGGGCCCAUCGCUCUGUGCUAGCUUCCUGCAGUAAAUACUUCACUCACAGGGUCUCGUCCCACGCGGGCCCAGGGCUCGUCAUCACCCUGCCUCAGGAGGUGACGGUGAGUGGCUUUGAGCCACUGCUGCAGUUCGCCUACACCUCCAAGCUGCUCUUCAGUAAAGAGAAUGUCAUGGAGAUACGACACUGUGCCUCUAUUCUGGGUUUCAGGGAUCUGGACUCGGCCUGUUUUGACUUCCUCCUGCCCAAGUUCUUCAGCAGCAGUUCGUCCUCCUUCCAGAGGAAGACCUGCUGUAAGACACAGUACAGGAGACAGUCUCCCAGGUCAGAGCUUAGCGACAUCGACACUAACAAGGAUGUCUUAGAUGAUGACAAAGGGGUCCGGGUGGUUUCUGAUUCGCCCGUUGAACAGGAUGUGGGCGGAGCCCCCUGUCAAAGCAGCCAACCAACAAAUGGUGUGACAGGAUGUAAAAGCGAAACCCCCGCCCCUCCUCCUGAAGUCAAUAUCCAAUCAGACACCCAGACUGACGACUCCCUGCGGUGCCCCAAGUCCUGUAAGUUCCAGCUGGCUUGUGGGAAGGACGGUGUGUGUCUGGACGUCUGCAUCCCAGAAACAACCCUCGAUUCCCCAGUGGUCACUGAGGAGCGCUGCCCUCUGCCUCAGUCCCGGUCCUGUCUACCUUGCUCCAGUAGUGGGGGCUGUAAGGAGGGUCCUGCAGUGGAGAUCUCUGGAGAGAAGAACUCCUCCCAUCACUCACAGACACAGACUAACCAGGCAGAACAUGGGGAGGUUGAGGAGAGGAAAGGAGAGGAGGAUGGGGAAAAGAGAGAGGCAGCCGAGGAGAACGUAGACAAGUAUGAGGGGGUAGGAGAGGUGGAGGAGAGGAGGAGAGAAGCAGAGAAGGCUUCUGGAGUCGGCUGCCUUAGAUCUCCACUCAUGGAGGUUUCCAGUGGUAGGACUGUCAGCUGUGAACAGAGCCCAGGGUUGGAUGAGGGCACAGUGGGUACUGCAUCACACCGAUGCCCCCUUGAGGAACCUGGGCUUGCCCAUCAGAGCCCUGGAGGUGUGGGGGAAGGAGGUUGUGUUCUAGGUGGUAGAGGGCACCGUGAAGGGUUAGAUCCAGCUGUCUCCAUCCCCAGUCAGCCAAAGACAGAACAGGAGCAGGGAGGGAGCGGACAGGGAGAGGAAGAGAGGAGCAGCAUGGAGAGGGAGGUGGCUGAACACUUGGCCCAUGGUCUUUGGUCAGACCUCUCGUCUCCUCCUCCUUCCCUCCUCCAGGACUCCCUACCUGAGACCGGGCCUGAGAACAUUCAGGGCAGCAGAUCCACCUUGAACCCCCGGAGCAUGAGCCCCAAGUUGGACUGGCUGAACCAGCUGUACCUCACCUCCAGCACCGGGGACUGUCCUUUCCUCCAUGGCCUGGACAGAGGGAUGGACAGAGGGACAGGGUUAGGGGACGCCCAGCUGCCGGGCUGUGAGGGGUCAUCCCAGUCAGAGAAGAGUCCCUGUGUGUCCUCUCUGACCUCUGGGGAUGAUGGAGACUCAGACUGCUUCGAUACGGAGGGAGACAGUGAGUCCUGCUCCUACAGCCAGAAGGCUAGGGAGUUACAGCUGCCAUUCUCUGUAAGUCAGAUUUUGGCGUUGAGCAGGAAUGACUUCCAGCUGAUGUUGAGGCACCAGACUCUGACCAGAGAGCAGCUGGACUUUGUCCACGACGUCAGACGCAGGAGUAAGAACCGCAGCGCAGCCCAGCGCUGUCGCAAGAGGAAGCUGGACUGUAUACACAACCUGGAGUGUGAGAUCGACAAACUGAGGACAGAGAAGGAUCAUCUCAUGACAGAGAGGACCAAUCUGAUCCAGAUGAAACUGAAGACUUGGCAAAGUGUGUCUGAACUGUGUCAGAGGGCCUGCAGCGAGUCCGCCCUGAGUCCCAAACAACUCCAGGUCCUAGCCUCCCCAUAUUGCCCUCUCUCUGCUCUCAUCUCCCCCACAGACCCAGCCUCCCCUGGGCUGGAGGGACGAGUACAGCCCCUGGCUUCUCUGUCGGCCUCCUCCUCAGCCUCAGAACCCCGAGAAUCUUAGACCAGCUGUCCCAAGGACACACCCACAGGGGAGGAGCUAUCAUGUGAUUGGACAGACCAUCAGGUACAUACCUGUGAACAGGUGACUGAUACCCUGCCCAUAGUGUGACCAAGAAAGGUGUUAGUCCAGACACCUGUAGGGGCCACCAUUAUCUUCAUCGCCAUCAUCAUCACCACCAUGUUCUGCUUAUAAUGUUAUAAUAGGCUACAACUCCUAAACAGAGGAAAGAUUUCUAACCACUAGGCUACCUUCCGCCCCUACACUCUAACCACUAGGCUACCUGGGGGGGGGUGUAGAGGCGGGAGGUAUUCUAGUGGUUAGAGCGUUGGACUAGUAACCAGCAGGUAGCCUAGUGGUUAGAGCGUUGGACUAGUAACCAAAAGGUUGCUCGGUCGAUUCCCUGAGCUAACAAGGUAAAAAAUCUGUUGUUCUGCCCCUGAACAGGCAGUUAACCCACUGUUCCUAGGCUGUCAUUGUAAAUAAGAAUUUGUUCUGAACUGACUUGUCUAGUUAAAUAAAGGUUAAAUAAAAAAUUAACAAAAAUCA
Messenger RNA from Oncorhynchus masou masou (cherry salmon), 2914 nucleotides. Its product is annotated as transcription regulator protein BACH1-like. The transcript is spliced from 5 exons. Gene Ontology annotation, biological process: regulation of transcription by RNA polymerase II. Bases 125 to 2368 code for a protein of 747 amino acids. Gene Ontology annotation, molecular function: DNA-binding transcription factor activity, RNA polymerase II-specific; RNA polymerase II cis-regulatory region sequence-specific DNA binding; protein binding. NCBI's taxonomy places the organism in Eukaryota, Metazoa, Chordata, Actinopteri, Salmoniformes, Salmonidae. The record is from RefSeq and is a predicted model, not a curated record.